CCACUAUCAGGCACUCGAAAAGAGUGACCGAGGCAUGGGGAGCGAAGUUGAUCUUCUGUCUCAUCAUCCCAAAAUUCAUUUUUAUAAACUGAGCCCAAAGCAGUUUGGGUGCGGAAAAACCAUGGGGGACAGACGCUGGACUCACAGGCUCCAAAGGCUGUUGGAAGAGCAUCGGCUGUAUCAUGUUAAGACUCUUUGUUCUCACGAUGCUCCUGGUGCACUUGAGUGGCUGGGAUGUAAGAGAGUUGACCGUUGCGAACCUCGUCGAGACGGAGAAACGCUCGUCUUCUGGUUCCAGAGGCUGUGCGAGCUAUGCGGCGUGGACUUGGACAGAGUGGAGAUAUGCUCUGUGGAUGCGGAACCCAGCAUCCAAGAGACCACGGAGCGUUUGGUGGUGUGCGUAGACAAGAUGGGGGAACAAAAUCCUUGGGCCCUCGAACUCGGAUCGCUGGUCCUGUUCUUGACCGUAGCGCGAAGUAAUUCGUGGACCAAAAAGCAAGAGGUGAGGUCCUUGUGCGCGGCCGCUGUCGCGAGCCUGGGGGCCGACGGGUUAGGAUUCGAAUCCAUCUCUCAGUGCAGGGCUUCGCACAACGAAUGUGCGAUUAGGCCCAAGAAGCAGGGAAGCACUCCGGUGCUGAGAAGCAUUAGACCCGAGAGCUACGACACCGUGCCGCCCAAGACUUCGAUGAUGACGGUUGACAGUUUUGGUCAGUUGAGCGAACCGGAGGAGCCCACCCGCUCAUCCGAAAAGUGGACGUUACGCGCGCUCCCAUCGGCAGUGUCCGCCGACAUGCUUGACAUUGAGUCGCUUGUGCGCGAUAGUGAGUCCGUGCUAGGCAGUGGCGGUUUCGGCGUCACGGUGCGCAUCGACGAGGGCCUGGUGGCCAAGGUCAACCUUUUCCCCGAGAUGCUGAACUGGAGCCUGCCCACGGCAGGGGAUGAGUUCACGCGGUACGCGCACGUCGCGACCCAGAUGGAGGAGCUUCUGAUCGGGGUCUCGAUCAAGCACCCGAACGUCCUGCGCACCUUCGGGGGUUUGUGGUGCGAGGCACCAGGAUACCCUUUGGGAGGCAGGGUGGUGUUGUUUAUGGAGGAGGCCGUGUGCUCCCUUCAAGAGUUCUCUGCGCGCAUGGGGCCCGAGACGAGGUACGUGCCCCUGGCCGAACUGGACGUCCUACGCGGCCUGGAAUACCUGCAGUCGAGAGUCAUGCAGCACAGGGACAUCACGCACAGAAACAUCCUGGUGUGUCACGCUGAGAGCAGGAGACCCCUGCCGCUGACGUUUAAGAUCAGCGACUUCGGCACCGCCUGCAACUUUUCCACUCCCGACCAGCCCAGGGGCACACGGGCUAACAGAGCCCCUGAGGUGCUGUGGUGCCUGGAGUCUGACACGCAGGCGGACGUGUUCAGCUGGUACUGCAUGAUCUGGGAGCUGUACAGCGGCACGCCCUUGAUCGGCUACAGGCCGUCCGGACGGCAGAGCGGUUUUUGCAUCAGGACCUACGCAAAGAACAUGUCCGAACUGCUCGGUUCGUACCAGCCUAAACGUGGAGCCGCGCUCUUUUCAGAAUACAUGAAGCGCUUAGACGCGAAGGAACUGUGUCACCGCUAUGCUUCGAGGCCACAGGCCCAAGACGUGACCGAGAGGCUCGAGGCUAUGGCGGCAAAGGCAAAGGAAUCCAAUCGAGGGGGCCCGGAUUCUGAAUUUGUCGCCAUCGGGGCGUUGUGCGUUACGCUGUUCCCCCAAGAGAGGUGGGCGCCGUCAGAGCUGCUCGAUCUCCCGAGGUAUCGGGGCCUGGUCGCCGAUCCCGUCCCUGUGCCGGCGAUGGAAAUUCCCACAGACGUCAGCGUCGGCUGCUACAAAGCCACAGACGCUGUCGCCUGCCAGGACUGCGAGCCUUAUGGGUUUUCCUUCGUUGCGACUCCGUUCGACUCCCAGAGCAAGGACUUUUAUGGGAUCGACUUGCUUCGACUUGCCCCGAAUCACAUACAGCCUUACCGCUGGUAUGCUCGUAAAGCCAACGGGUCAUCCCCUGCUUCACGUUCUCAGGUCAUCAAAGAAACAGGGAAACGCAGGGCGCCAUCGCACCAGACUCCCUGUGAGGGCGCGCAGGCAAAGGUACGUGUCUCAGAACGAGCGGACCUCAGGCACGCUGCAAUUCUAGAGCCGGAUGGGGGCUUCGGGGAAAACGCGGAGCGCGGCGGACACUCUGCGGAAGGGCGACGCCCCAUCGCGCCGAUGCAGAUCGGGACUACGGACAGCAGAACCGCCUCGGACUCCGCAACUACGGAUGGGCCUAGGGUAGUCGUAAAAGGCAUACGCAGAAGCUGUGAGGGAGAGGUCGACACGAAGGUGGUCGUGCUCACGAGGGCUUCUCCAACGGACGUCGUGUGGUUCAGAGAGCAUGUCGUUGAGCUCUCGCUCGAUCUAACUGAGAAGCGCCCGGACUUGUUCGCUGGCCCUAUCCGCGGCCUGUGCAGGAGCUCGGAGAACCCCACCGGCGCGGUGGUGUUCCAGUACGCAACCAUGCUGCCGGACUGCAAAAAGGCUUCGGAGUGGACGCCCGACGACGCGCCGUACUCCAGCAAGGCCUUUGCAGCACAAUUGCUCCUGACGCUUUGGGAGGCUCUGCAGGACGGAAAACUCCCAGCCCGCACGUUAAAUCUGGACGAGGUGUUCAUGUGCCACGGCUGCGCACUCAUUGACCCAGUGGCUUACCUCGUCAAACACUUCGGCAGUCCAGGUACCUUCUUCGGGACGAGCAACGAGGGCCUGCUCGCGCUCUGCGUCGACGUUUUGGGCAGACAAAGCCCUCGCGAGGCAGAGUCGAUCCGCAGCAUCGGCUCGAGCGACCCCACUGCAAUCCUCACCGGCGCACUCGGCAGCCUGGGUGAAAGUGUGCACUCGGGGAGAGCCGCGGUUCCUCGCAGGCUGGCCUUGGACAGCUCCUUCUUCACAUUCAAGGAGUACACGGUCCAGAGAUCCCCGUGGCCAGCUGACGCAUGCCGUCCCGGGAGCCUGCCUGAGUCGGGGUGCGGGCUCGGCCUGCUGGUGUUCGGCGAUCCUCCUCCUCGUAGGGGGAACCAGGCGGCGCAAGGGCCUCCCUCCGAUUCGAAAUCGCUCACCUCCUUGAUCAGAAACCUGACGUUGAGACUCAAGGCGAGACUGUUCGCGAGGUCCAACAUGGAGGUGGUGGCGCUCAACUGCACUGGAGCCCCGCUCACUGUGUACCUCAACAGGGCUGAACUUCACGGCGUCACGGGGGUUGAAGGACUGUGCGCAAACAGGCUGCAGCUCUCCGGAGACGGCAGGUGCUACACGCACGACGCGGAUCCUCGUGUCCGGUUGGCCCUGCUGAAAUGGGCCCCCGUUGUAAUGAUAUCGAAACACGUCUCGAGAGGCCCUGUGCCAGAACUAAACAAAGACUAUUUCAAGAUAGUCGUCGUGCUCGCACGCCUGUGUGGUAGCAAGACUUCCAAGUGCUCACUGGUCGACCUUUUUGCCAGACUAUCAGCCCUUAUCGUCUCGAGUCACCUGCAUUGCUAAGGAAGCCAUGCGUGGACUGAUGAACGCAGGCUCCCACUGCUCGGUCAACAGCGUGGUCCAGUGUUUGGCAGCUUCUAUCGGAGACGUCCUGAGCUCGAGGGGGCCGACGGUAGGCCGUGAGUUCUCAACUGAACACGCGGAGGCUAUCGUCGCCAACCUUGCAAGCCUGAUUACCGUUUCUUUACUUUUAGCUUGCUUUUCCAUUUUUUGGUGUGAUAUCAGGGGUGUACCUUGAAAAACUUCUACAUUUGUUGUUGUACUCUUGUGUGAAAAUAAAAUGUGUUUUGUCCGUGCCUCUGAUUCUUGUAUGGUUGGUUUUACUUUCUAAGGUGAAACAAUUUGUCAUUACUCAUUCCACGGCCGUUCACGAUCUCAAACCCUCUGUCGAAGACUCCGACAGUGAUGCGUCUGCUCAGUCGGGUAGUACGAGCUCCUAUAAACUCAAUGGAUUAUUCCUCAGAAUCAACCAAGAUCUCUUCACUGUAUCUCUGAUAAAAGAAACCCUACAAGCGACAACAAACGAAAGAUUAGUGCUUCUCCAGGCACUGGCUCCUGCAACGUUACCUCUACUAGGUCAGCCCGUAGGACAUCUGAUAGAAAAAAAAAUGAAGGGGCACCUGUUCAUAACAUUGGUACUUCUGACCGUCUCUUGGACCUUGAGCGUGGCGGGUGAGUCCUUCGUAGGCUUUUCGACACUGUUCUGAGCACUACUGCCAGAGGUGCUGCAACGGGUUUAGCGUCGAGUGAAAGCGUAGGAUCUUUUCACUACGGGUUGAGUAAAAAUUUGAUCUUCACCGCAGAACGAUGCAAACGUUGAAACUUUGUUCCAACUGAGCAGUCGGGUUGCAAAGUGAAGAAGCAGGGACUGAGGAGGGUUGUUGACUGAAUUUAUUAUUUUUCUGUGUUCUGUUUUGUUUCAGACUCCAAUGUUACCUGCAUCCUGGGGAAAGACUGCAUGUUACAGUGCCAUUUUCAAAAGCAGGACAACGUGACAGUCGUGUGGCAUAAGAACGGCCAACCCUUUCACUCAUAUUACUACCACACACAAAACACUUCGCAUUUCGCUGGACGACACUCCAUAGACAGAAGUUACUUGUAUCCGGGUUUGAUCCAGCGUGGAAUUGCCUCUCUACGAGUACGGGACGUGGAGCCCGAAGACCAGGGAGAAUAUUUGUGCUACGUUACCGGCUCGAGGGAUCGGUAUCAGACGCGUGUCAACGUAAAAGUGCAAGGUACAAGUGAAAGACGAUAAUCUUUACGACUGCCCAAGCAAAGUAGCAGUAAUUGAGGGUUUUAUUUCUUUCUCUUUUUUUUCUUCUUCAUCAUUUUUUGCAGCAGCUUCUACAGAAAAGGGAGCUCGCACGUCGGCGGAAUUGGACGACGGCCCCGUCGACAGUGCGGUGGAGUUCGGAUUGGAGCGCGAAUCUACACGGUCCACCGAGCCCCCUCCAGCCAUCGGGACUCUGAGCCCCACGACCGAGCAGCUGCCCCGUAACACCAGAGUCUCCCUGGUUCAAACGACUGGACGUGUCGGCGCAGCUUACAACUACACCCUCACUACUCCUGGACUAGACGAGAAAACUACACCGAGGACAGAAGGUGAAAGAUUUCGGCCGUCAUUGUUGAAGCAAACGAUUAUGUUGCCCAGCAAAAAAAAAAAAAAAAUGUGUCUCUAACCUCUGUUUGUCUUUUUCACAGCACCAUCAGUCAACAAAGUUCGUGUUCAGAGAGUGGCCGACAACCUCCUGUGCAGCUUGGAGAGGAUUCACCCAAAACCCACACUAACAUGGGCCACAGAGCCUCCAUCUGACAAGCCCUUAAAAUUCACGACCACCGUCCAGCACACUUCGCAGCUGCUGUAUAACAUCACCAGCUCCCUGAAACCAUCGCUCGAGGAUGCCGGCAUGUUCUACAUUUGUACAGUAGCCAGUUCUAAAUACAGCAUGAACGCAACCAUGAGAGUGGAAAGUAGUCCAGGCAAACGUCCAGUGCCUUGGUCGAAAUAUUUUCUCAUUGCCUGCAAUGUUGUGGCCCUCUCUGCUUUAUUUGUUGUUGGAGUAGUGAGCAUACGACUUAAAAACAGAAACAACGAUAAUGUUACCAGCUUGUAAGGCUCUGGGUACACUUAUAGGUGGAUGUUUCCAACCCGCCAGCUUCUGCAUCGAUGUCAACCUUAAAGGCUCACUAGUGUAUCGUACAACCCUUGUGUUUGUCUGAUCACUGUAACAAUAAAAGAUUCUUGAGGUGA
Oryzias melastigma (Indian medaka) is the source of this 5795-nucleotide messenger RNA. RefSeq lists its product as uncharacterized. The transcript is spliced from 2 exons. Lineage: Eukaryota; Metazoa; Chordata; Actinopteri; Beloniformes; Adrianichthyidae. The record is from RefSeq and is a predicted model, not a curated record. Bases 35 to 3547 code for a protein of 1170 amino acids. Gene Ontology annotation, molecular function: protein kinase activity; ATP binding. Gene Ontology annotation, biological process: protein phosphorylation.